AGUCAUGCCUCCUCCCAAAAAUCUCCUUCACUUCAUGCCCUUGCCAGGGCAGAAGUUGAAGAGUGUGGUGGUUGCGGAACCGCCUCCCGUGGACCAACCGUUGGCUGAGGAAGAUACCAUCCCCUCUCCGCUGAAGCCGUCUGCUGCUUUAGGGAUCGAGAUCCAGGAUAUAACCAAGGUGAUGGAGGCAAUUGAAGCCGACCUUGUUCCUGGCUCGGAUGUCCCUAUUGUGGCCGAGCAGAAGGAAGAAUCUGCUGACGUUUCUCUCGAAAGGGAGAAAGGUCCAGAUAAGGAGAUGGUGGAUCUCACCGAAGCUCACAUAGAGGUUCCCGAAGCUGAGAAGGAGGUCCCUUCUGCUGAGGAGGAGCAACCCGAGCAGGGUCUGACGAGGAAGAGGCGCCACUCGACCAUGGGCUCUACUUCGACCUCGGCCCUGGAUAGACUGAUCCACGCUGACCCUUGCUCGGAUGUUCCGCUGAAACGGAUCCCCGAGGAGGUAAGGGAGGCGAUGGCUCGCUAUGCUAGAGCUCCGGUUUUGGGGGAGAACCCCAUGGCUCACGUGGGAUCUUUGGUGGGUCCCGAAGCUGCACGGGAGAAUCUUCUUCGGGCCAACCCGCAGUGGAGGGUUCCUGGAGCUGAGGAGAGGAACCCAGCUAUGAUGGCCCAAUAUUAUCUGAAUGAGGCUGUUUUCUGGUCCUCGUUCGCUUCCGAGUGUAGCUCGGUUGAGGAGAGGCAACUGAGGAGGUAUCAGGAGGCUUAUGCUCGUGAUAUCCCUGUCUUGGACCAGAAGGCUGGGCAGCUCAUGGCCGAGAUGGUGGAGAUCAAGCAACUGUACCUUCAGUACAGUCGUGAGGCUAGGGAAGCGGCGGAACAGAUCGGGGCCGAAGUUGGGAAGCCCACUUUCCAGGUUGAAGAGGAUGCUGAAAAGAUAGCUUCCUUCGACAGGGAGAGGAGAGAAAUGGCUGCCAAGUUUGCGAGCGAACUUGAAGAAAAAGACAGUCUUCUCAAGGAGAUGACGUCUAAAUUUGAGGCGGCCAUUAAGCAGAGCCAGGAAGCGGAGGCGAGGCUUCAGCAGUUUAUCAAGCACCGGGAGAUUGUUCAGAAUCAAGCUGACAAGGUGCCCGUUCUCCAGCUGAAGAUCCGAGAGAAGGAUGCUGCCAUUCGGAAGUUGGAGCAAGAGAGAGUUGACCUCUACACUGCUGAUCAGUGUAGGGAGCAAUACUGGAAUGGCAUCCUGGGUGCUCGGCGGAUGUUCGCGAAGCAUAUGCCUCAUUUCCCUUGGAAUGAGAAGGUUCCGCUCUGGAUGAGGGCCUAGGAUCACUUGGUGGAGUGCCAGGCCGAUCGAGACGAAGCUGAAGCUGAACGCCAAGCUGCUCUUGCAGAGGCUCGGGCCCAGAAGGCGGCUUCCGAAGGUGAUACUACUGCUGGGGGUUCUUCGAAGGAUGCUCCUCUGGGGGAUGCUCCUGAGACUCCCAAGAGUUAGGGAUUCGGGCAGUCGUCUUCUUCAGAGUCGGUCGGUUCCAGUUGAGGACUUCCGAACAUGUGCUUGCCUUUCCCCCUUUUGCCUCGG
Spinacia oleracea (spinach) is the source of this 1570-nucleotide messenger RNA. RefSeq lists its product as uncharacterized. Bases 5 to 1315 code for a protein of 436 amino acids. Lineage: Eukaryota; Viridiplantae; Streptophyta; Magnoliopsida; Caryophyllales; Amaranthaceae. The transcript has 2 exons. The record is from RefSeq and is a predicted model, not a curated record.